Messenger RNA from Puccinia graminis f. sp. tritici CRL 75-36-700-3, 348 nucleotides. RefSeq lists its product as uncharacterized. NCBI's taxonomy places the organism in Eukaryota, Fungi, Basidiomycota, Pucciniomycetes, Pucciniales, Pucciniaceae. The transcript has 3 exons. The coding region runs from base 25 to 348 and encodes 107 amino acids. The record is from RefSeq and is a predicted model, not a curated record.
CUCUGUUCGGUCUUCAGAUUUGUAAUGCGUUUCUCGGCCCUGUUACCAGGUUUUGUUGUCUUUUUAAUCAAGAACCAAGCGACCUCUGGCCAAUCAAUUAAUGGGAGGUUUCCGUGCCCGGACGAGUACCCAGCCCAUUUCUGUGGAAGAGAGACAACACCACAGGAACACGCGACCACACGUUAUGUAGGAUAUUUGCAACCACCCAAAUGGCUAGGCAAUCAUUACACAUGUGUGGGUGUGAUAGCCCAGAAAAAACCAGCAAAAUUCCAGUUCUGCUGCAAGAAUAACGCAUUUGGAAACAGAUCAGUCUAUGUGAGUUCCAAUCUGACUUCCUCCUUGAAUUGA